Molecule: messenger RNA, 1064 nt
Organism: Rubroshorea leprosula
Lineage: Eukaryota; Viridiplantae; Streptophyta; Magnoliopsida; Malvales; Dipterocarpaceae
Source: the annotation of a GenBank genome assembly
GCACGCCAUGCUGCUCUUUUCGUUGCACUCGGUCUCUCGUCAGCUCCCACACUCACUUCUUCCCAUGGAAACCUUCAGAAAAUCUCCGUUAAAGCCUUGGAAGAAAGGUCCAAUCAGAGGCAAAGGCGCUCCUCUGAAUGCCUCCUGUCAAUACCCGGUAGUUCGGCAAAGGACUUGGGGAAAAUGGGUGGCAGAAAUCGGGGAACCCAAGAAAGGAACCACACUCUGGCUCGGUUCUUCUGCUACUGCAGAGGAAGUUGCCAUGGCUUAUGAUGAGGCUGCAAGGAGACUCUAUGGACCUGAUGCUUACCUCAAUCUCCCCCACCUUCAACCCAACUCAAAUUCUCACCCUCCAAACAGAUUCAAAUGGAUUCCUUCAAAGAACUUCAUCUCCAUGCUUGAAGAACUCAAGAAGAAUAAUGGAGCUCUGAACAAAUCUUCUUCUUCUUCUUCUAGUUCAUCUUCAUGUGAAUCAGAAACUGAUACUCAGAUCAUAAGCGAGAAGAGCCAGAGCCAGAGCCAAAUAGAAAAUCUGACAACCAAGGAGAAAGAUGUAGAUGUUUUGUCAACAGAGGAAAUGCUGCAGACUGAGGAACCACAGAUUGAUCUAAAUGAGUUUCUUCAGCAGCUUGGAAUAGUGAGAGAGGAAAAGCAGUCACAAACAGGAGGAAUAGGUGAAAUUCCUACAGAGAAUUUACCAGAGUCAGUGAUGGAUUCUAACAUAAGAGAUUUUGAAGAAAUUGCAGCCUUCGCAGAGAAGAGUUUCAACUGGGAUGCUGUGGUAGAGCUGAAGGGAAUUGAGCAGAUCAACAAGGAGCCAAUCCCAGCUUCCAUGUUCAUGAUGUUCAAGAGGAGCUAACCUGGCCUACAUCUAUUGGGAACUUCUAAAAUUAGUAAUAAAUAGAUCUCUUGAUCUUCAGUUAAGUUAGGUACCAUGAUGUUUAGCAGUAGUGCAGGUUGCAUUGCCGUAUCAAGAUGACAUUUUUAUCCAUUUCUGUAAACUUAUUAAGUGGACAGGGUAGGAUAUUGCUACUAACCACCAGUAAUCAAACUUCUAAAAGUAG